AUGGAAUCUGGGGCCAUUCUGAACGAGCAGAUCACUGCAUGGUCGUACCAGGACUACUUCAACCGGCCCGCAAUGGCGCGCUUUCACGUGUGCGGGUGGAUAUCAGGUAUAUCCCUGAACGAGUGGAACUUUAAGGACUGGGUGUACAGCCAGCUGCCGGCAUGGAUGCAGUUCGUACCCUGGGAGGAGUGGGACGGCCUGGAGUGGCUGCAGGUUGACAUGGGUCUGUCGACGGAGAUCACCGGCGUGGCGACGCUGGGCCACUGUCAGCACGACUUCGCCGUCACCGCGUACACGCUCCGGUACAGCGAGGACGAGCGGACAUGGAGGUCCUACAAGAACGGGACAUCGGAGGACGAGUCCGACCACAUAUUCAUCGGAAACGAAGACUGGCAUGUCGGCAUGACGAAGUCUGACGCGGUGCAGCACGUCCUGGCCUACCCGUUCGUGACGCGGUACGUGCGGGUCUACCCGCUGGACUGGCUCGGCAAGAACAUGACCGGCAUCCACCACAACCCGCCCGCCAUGAGGGUAGAACUGUUCGGAUUCAGACUUCAGAACGACUUGCUAAACCUGGAUGAGUACGAUCCCUACAAGGCAGUACUCAAGUCGGACAAACUUACUUCAAAAGGCUGUGCUCCGUUCAGUUUCGAGUGUGAUUCCCGCGGGGAGACGGAGUGUGUGUCCCUGUCCUUCUUCUGUGACUUCACCCUGCAGUGUAGCAACCGCAGGGAUGAACUGCACUGUGUCUACCCACCGUGUAAAGACCAUGAGAAGAGGUGCGGGUCUGAACAGUGCGUGCUGAAGUCGCAGGUCUGUGACGGCAUUCACCAGUGUUCGGACGGGUCGGACGAGCUCCGCUGCGACUUCUGCCCGGAGGGUUUCCAGUGUUUUGAUGGGUCGUGUCUGAAUAUCGAGCGGUACUGCGACGGACAGAUAGACUGCAUGGGCUACAUCGGCGAGGACGAACCCGUCAACUGUGAUUACAAAAGCCCUAACUUCAGCUGCCCGGACGCGGGACAGAUCCGGUGUAAGAACGGGGUGUGUGCGCGCAAGAACGAGACCUGCAUCUUCAACCAGAACGACGAGGGGAUCAUGGUGGGGUGUCGGGACCUCACACACCUCAGGCCCUGCUCGAAAGAGUUUGUGUGUCCGAUAAACCACCUGCAGUGCAACCUGGGAUACUGCAUCCCACAGCACUUGCGCUGUGACGGGAAGAUGGACUGUUCCACUGGCGAGGAUGAGGAAAACUGCGAAAGUUACACGUGCCCGGGCGCCCACCGGUGUAACGGGUUCGGCAGCUGCACGCCGAUGGAGAACCGCUGUGACGGCACCAGGCAGUGUCCGCGGGGAGACGACGAGUUCAACUGCGGUAUCGAGUGCCCUACUGGAUGCAACUGUGAGGGGCUGUCUUUCUUCUGUCAAAACAACAAGUUUGACGUGACGCUGGAUAAACUGUCCAAGCUACUCCGCAAACUUGACGCGAGUAACGCCCGUCUGCUGGAGAUCCAACAGGCGGUCAGGCUGGACGGUAACGGGACGGCGCUGCAGAACGAGACCCUGCUCGACCUCUCCAACUUCAAGCUGAUGGGCGAACUCAUUUUGAGGAACACAAGCUUGCACUACAUCGGCAACAGCACUCUGGAGGUUCUGGCUAACUUGUAUUACCUAGACCUCAGUAGCAACAAGAUCCUCAGUGUGGACAACGGCGCUUUCAUGCUCGCACCGAACCCUUCAGAUCCAACCGCAACUUCGAAGCUCGUCAACUUGCACACCGAUAGCUACUUGUUCAUCUGCGUGGCUCUGACGCAGACCAAGCACCUCGACACGUUCAGCCCUCAGCCCAACGAGCUGUCGUCCUGCGAGGACCUGAUCGCCCGACAGGGGCUGCGCGUGGUCAUGUGGGUCUUCGCCAGCUUCGCCAUCCUCGGCAACGGCUAUGUCAUCAUCCGGAGGAUCAUAGCCGAGUUCGACCAGUCCCUGGGAAAGAGCCGCGUGCAGAACAUCCUGGUGCUGAACCUCGGAGUGGCUGACCUGCUGAUGGGCGUGUACCAGAUGAUCGUGGCGUCCGUUGACGAGUACUACCGCAACGUCUACAUCUGGAACGACGAGAAGUGGCGCACCAGCCGGCUCUGCGAGUUCGCAGGCUUCGUCUUCGUCGUGUCCAGCGAGGUGUCGGUCUGCUCCCUGGUCCUGAUCACCGUGGACCGCUUCAUCUCCGUCGUGUUCCCCUUCAAGACGGAGUGGAAGAUCAGCGUGAAGCAGGCCAUGACGAUGAUGAUCGCGAUCUGGGGCAUCGUGGCCUUCCUUGGAGUGUUCCCUCUCAUGGACGUGCCGUACUUCCAGGACGAGUUCUACGCCCGCUCCGGAGUGUGCCUGCCCCUCCACAUCACCGCGGAGCGCCCGCCCGGGUUCGAGUACUCCGUGGCCAUCUUCAUGGUCUUCAACUUCAUCGCCUUCGUGCUCAUCAUGGGCAGCUACAUCGCCAUGUUCGUCUCCGUCCGCAGCGCCGGGAAGGCGUCCGGAGAGGCCGCGGGAAAGCAGAAGGCCGGCCAGACCCAGACCAUGACCACCCGCAUGACCAUGAUCGUGCUGACCGACUUCUUCUGCUGGUUUCCCGUCACCCUCAUGGGCAUCAUGGCCCUCACUGGUGUCGCUCUGCCCGGGGAAGUCUUCGCCUUCACCGCCGUCAUCAUCCUCCCGAUCAACUCGGCCCUCAACCCGGUCCUGUACACCGUGUUGGCCAUCAAGGCCAGGGGGAAGAAGAAGCCGCCAGGGCCGGUUCCUCCCGGAGGCAAGAAGCCCGGAGGGCCCGGUGGGCUGGCCGGGAAGAAGGGUGGCGUUCCUAUAGGGGGAAAGAAGGCUGGCGGUCCAAUGGCAGGAAAGAAGGCUGGCGUAGGAGGCAAGAAAGCCGGCGGUCCUGGUGGCGCCGGAGGCCGGGGGAAGAAAGCGGGCGGCCCCGGCGUUGUUGGGGGGAAGAAACCCGGUGGCGGGGCGGGCGGUAGGAAGGCCGGCGGAGCCGGGGUUGUAGGCGGCAAGAAACCUGCCGGGCCCGUCGUUGGAAGAAAGAAGUAG
Messenger RNA from Branchiostoma belcheri (Belcher's lancelet), 3075 nucleotides. RefSeq names its product G-protein coupled receptor GRL101-like. Gene Ontology annotation, cellular component: membrane. The transcript has 19 exons. Gene Ontology annotation, biological process: G protein-coupled receptor signaling pathway. Gene Ontology annotation, molecular function: G protein-coupled receptor activity; protein binding. The record is from RefSeq and is a predicted model, not a curated record. The coding region runs from base 1 to 3075 and encodes 1024 amino acids. Lineage: Eukaryota; Metazoa; Chordata; Leptocardii; Amphioxiformes; Branchiostomatidae.